AUGUCCACAUCCGCCUCAUCCCCAUCCUCGCCCUCAUCUUCAAGCAUUUCAGACCCAGACAGAUGGAUUGCCCAGCUAAAGACUUGCACACACCUCUCUGAACCUGACAUGAAAAAACUCUGCGCGAUGGUACGGAACAUCCUACUGGAAGAGAGCAAUAUCCAACCCGUCUCGUCACCCGUCACGAUAUGCGGUGAUAUUCAUGGCCAGUUUUGGGAUCUCUUAGAGUUGUUGAGGAAGGGUGGGGAUGUCCCCGGGACGAGUUACAUCUUUAUGGGCGACUUCGUGGAUAGAGGCCAUUACAGCCUAGAGACAGUUUCCCUUCUAUUCGCGUUAAAAGCGAGGUAUCCCGAUCGAGUAACCCUCCUACGCGGGAACCACGAAAGCCGUCAGAUUACGCAGAUAAUCGAUGGGCACACACUAUGCGUGCACGGAGGCCUGUCACCCGACAUUCGAACGCUUGACUCGAUCCGGACGCUCUCGCGCGCGCAGGAGAUUCCGCAUGAAGGUGCUUUUUGCGAUCUGAUGUGGUCAGAUCCGGACGACAUUGAGAACUGGGCUGUGAGUCCGCGAGGGGCAGGGUGGCUUUUUGGUGGCAGUGUGGUCAAAGAGUUCAACCACGUGAACGCGCUCUCUCUUAUCGCGCGCGCGCACCAGCUCGUGCAAGAAGGGUACAAGUACAUGUUCGACAAGCAGCUCGUCACCGUAUGGUCUGCGCCGAACUACUGCUACCGCUGCGGGAACAUGGCGGGGAUUAUGACGGUGCGCGAUGACGGCGGGCAGACGUUCGAGGUGUUCGAAGCGGCGGCAGAGAACGAGCGAGACGCGAUGGGCGCUGGGGGACUUGGAGGUAUGGGUGGCGGAAUGGGUAUGGGUGGCGGGUUUGGUGCGCGGAGAGGUGGGGUGAGUGUUUUUGUUUUUACAAUUAGAUCAUUGUUCCGUGAAUUUCUACUCUGUGAGUUUUCGCUGACUUGA
Messenger RNA from Psilocybe cubensis, 975 nucleotides. RefSeq lists its product as uncharacterized. The record is from RefSeq and is a predicted model, not a curated record. Gene Ontology annotation, biological process: G1/S transition of mitotic cell cycle; peptidyl-serine dephosphorylation. Gene Ontology annotation, molecular function: protein serine/threonine phosphatase activity. NCBI's taxonomy places the organism in Eukaryota, Fungi, Basidiomycota, Agaricomycetes, Agaricales, Agrocybaceae. The transcript is spliced from 6 exons. Bases 1 to 975 code for a protein of 324 amino acids. Gene Ontology annotation, cellular component: cytoplasm.